AUGGGGGCCACUCGCGGGUCGCGGCGGCCCUCUCGGCUCCUGCUGCUGCUCUUGGCGCUGCUUUUCGCCCUUUCGGUGUCUGCUGCUGCUGCUGCUGCUGCUACGAAGCCAGCAGCAGCAGCAGAGCCCUCAGAAGCAGCAGCAGAGCAGCAGGAGGCAAACGAAGCAGCAGCAGCAAAGGAUGAGGAGCCCGCCUGCACUACAGGCCUGAGAGAUGCGCUGAACGCGGCCAUCGCUGAGAUGCACACGGAGCACUACAUGGCGAACGAGCUGCUGAGCCGCUACAAGCGGGUGCCCUACGUGCCGCUGCUGGCCUGCCCGCUGCUGCAAACCCCCGAGGGUUUGUGGCCUUCUUUGGGGUCUUUGCAUCCUUCGGAUUUGCUGCUGCAGGUGCUGCACAGGGGCGUGCUGCGCGUGGCCACUUACGGGGUGCCCCCGCAGCAGCAGCAGCAGCAGCAGCAGCAGCAGCAGCAGCAGCAGCAGCAGCCGGAGCAGCACCCGGACGGGCCCCACAGGGCCUACAGGGGCUUCGACUGGGGAGAAGAAGCCGACUACUCCAAGGACCCACCCAAGGGGUUUUUCCCGGACUACCUGCGUCGGCUGGCCGCGGUGUUGGGCGCGCACUACGGCCGCGAGGUGUCUGUACACUACAAUUACUACACCUCCGGGGCUGCAUGUUUGCAAUCCGUUUUAAUUGGAGAAACUGACAUGACAGAUAUAUACUUUUUGCAGUCCAUGCCCGACGAUGAGUCUUUGCUGCAGUUCUCUCUCGCGGGGGGGGCCCCCAAGCCGCUGCCUGCAGCGGAGGGGCUUUCCCAGGGUCCAGGGGGGCCCCCGGGGGCCCCCCAGGGGGCCCCCCAGGACCCCCAGGGGGCCCCCCAGGCCGCCGGGGGGGCCCCCGGGGGGCCCCCCACCCCGGGGGGGGCCCCCCAGGGGGCCCCCCUGGGGCCCCCCGCUGUGGGGGGCCCCCCGGGGCCCCCGGGGGGCCCCAAAAAGGGUCUUAUGGGGGCCUACUUUUACCGAACUUGCCCCGUUGUGGGGGCGAGCAAUGUGUUUGUGACUCGGAGUUCUUUGAAGUUCAAAUCUUUGCAAGAAGUGGCGGCUUAUAUUCGAAGACACCCCAGCAGCAACACUGUGGCUUUCUUGACUGCAGCAAACUACCGAACUGUGGCUUUUUUGCUGCCUCCCAACACCCCCGUCGUCGUGAUGCCCAAGGCCGCAGCGCUUGCUGCAGUGCGUGGGGGGCAGCUGCUGGGGCUGCUGCUGACUGGCUCGCUGCAGCCCGAAGAAGCUGUGGGGCUGCAUGCGCUCAAAACGAAAGUCUUUUCAUCUGUGGGGUCUUGGCUGCGUCGCACUGACACGGCGCGUUGUUUGGCCCACCGCUUCCGCACGGACUUGGCUGCGCUGCGGCCUCGCGCUGUUGCUGCUGCUGCUGCAGCGCAGCAGCAGCAGCAGCAGCAGCAGCCGCUGCAGGCUGCUGCAGCAGAGCAGAGCCCGCACGCUGCAGCCGCCGCGGCAGCCGCGCUCGCGGUGUUCGCCGCGCUGCUCCUCGGCUGA
This is a messenger RNA of Eimeria necatrix, 1557 nucleotides long. RefSeq lists its product as hypothetical. The coding region runs from base 1 to 1557 and encodes 518 amino acids. The record is from RefSeq and is a predicted model, not a curated record. The transcript is spliced from 4 exons. Lineage: Eukaryota; Apicomplexa; Conoidasida; Eucoccidiorida; Eimeriidae.